Messenger RNA from Chlorella variabilis, 816 nucleotides. RefSeq lists its product as hypothetical. The transcript is spliced from 7 exons. Gene Ontology annotation, cellular component: endoplasmic reticulum; membrane. NCBI's taxonomy places the organism in Eukaryota, Viridiplantae, Chlorophyta, Trebouxiophyceae, Chlorellales, Chlorellaceae. Bases 1 to 816 code for a protein of 271 amino acids. The record is from RefSeq and is a predicted model, not a curated record. Gene Ontology annotation, biological process: lipid homeostasis.
AUGCGGCUGAUAGUUGUGGAAGCAGCUGGCGUGGGUUAUGCGGUGUACAUGGGCUCCCUGCGGCUGGCGCAGGCAGUCUCGCCAAGGCUGGUCACGCGCUACCGCGAGAUGACUGCAACAGAGCAGUUGGAAUGGGACGGCAGGCUGCCCUCCACAAUACACGCAUUUGCCAUCACUGCUGCCACACUUUAUCUCUUCCUCCUGUCCCCUGUCUUUGCUGCGGGCGCGGUGGGGGACAGCCCCUUUGUCCUGCGCACCUCGCCGCUAUCAGAUGCGGCGCUGGGUUUCUCUCUAGGGUACUUCUCCACGGACCUGCUGCUGCUAGUGCUGUACUACCCAUCUUUUGGCGGCCCGGAGAUGGCGGUACACCACCUGGCGGCCCUGGCGUCGGGGCAGGCGCACGCCUACACGCUGGCACUGCUGGCCACAGAGUGCACCACGCCCUUUGUGAACCUGCGCUUCCUGCUGGACAAGGGCGGCUGGAGGGACCAUCCCGCCUACACCGUCAACGGUAUGGCGCUGCUCAUCAGCUGGAUUGUGGGCCGCCUCGUGCUCUUCCUGAUAUUCUUCUACCACGUCUUCCACCACUUGGGAGAGUUUCAUUUGAUCACGCCGCUCUCGCGAUGGCUCAUCUACCUCGUUCCGCCCACCCUGUUUGUGCUCAAUGCGUUUUGGUUCACCAAGAUUCUCAAGGGCGCCCUCAAGCUGAUGUUUGGCCCGCACCGCAAGUGGCAAGGUGGCAGCAACAUGGCGGCCACGGCGGCAGCACCAGCAGGUCCCUCGGCAGGGCGCGGGGAAGAAAAAAAGGAGCGCUAA